Messenger RNA from Carassius gibelio (silver crucian carp), 1764 nucleotides. RefSeq names its product ERO1-like protein alpha. NCBI's taxonomy places the organism in Eukaryota, Metazoa, Chordata, Actinopteri, Cypriniformes, Cyprinidae. Gene Ontology annotation, biological process: protein folding in endoplasmic reticulum. Bases 187 to 1578 code for a protein of 463 amino acids. The transcript is spliced from 16 exons. Gene Ontology annotation, molecular function: thiol oxidase activity; FAD binding; protein-disulfide reductase activity. Gene Ontology annotation, cellular component: endoplasmic reticulum membrane; endoplasmic reticulum. The record is from RefSeq and is a predicted model, not a curated record.
GUUAGGCCCACUUAUUCAUGUUGCGUCAGUCAUAUGACAGCAGUAUUUGAGUCACGUACCUCACGUAGCGGCUGAUUGAAUCGGAAGUGCGACGUAGUACUGUACAGAAACAACCGUCGCUGUGUAAUGAUAAGAGAAAGCAUGCACUGAACAGACACACUUUUGCCGAUCUCAGUUCAUUGACAAAUGACAAUGAAAUCCUUCAUUCUGCUGGCGGUUUUAGUGACCAGCGUCCACACUACGACAGCAGCAGGAUCCGCAGCGCACAGGUGCUUCUGUCAGGUCACUGGGACCCUUGAUGACUGUGCUUGUGAUGUGGAGACCAUCGACAGCUUCAACAACAAAGAAAUCUUUCCCAAACUACAAAAACUACUAGCAUCUGAUUAUUUCCGGUUUUAUAAGGUCAAUCUGAACAACCCCUGUCCGUUCUGGACAGACCACAGUCAGUGUGGACUCAAAUACUGUGCUGUGAAACCGUGCACACCGGGUGAAGUACCAGAGGGCCUUAAAUCCAGCAGUUAUAAGUAUUCAGAAGCAGCCAGUCAGGAUAUAGAGGAGUGUGAGAAGGCAGAGAAACUUGGAGCUGUCAACGGUUCUCUAAGUGAGGAGACACGCCAGGCUCUUCAGGAGUGGAAGAAACACGACGAUGAAUCGGACCGUUUCUGCAUGUUGGACGAUGAGGACUCGCCUGAAUCACAGUAUGUCGACCUCCUGCUCAACCCUGAGCGUUUCACCGGCUAUAAAGGACCAGAGGCCUGGCGGAUCUGGAACAGCAUAUAUGAGGAGAACUGCUUCAAACCAUAUUCAGUUAAGCGACCACUGAAUCCUUUGGCGUCUAACAGUGGAGAUGACGGGCCAGGGUUCUACCGCUGGCUAGAAGGCUUGUGUGUAGAGAAACGAGCGUUCUUCAGGCUAAUCUCAGGACUACAUGCCAGUAUAAACAUACACCUGAGCGCCAGGUACCUACUAGAUGAAAACUGGUUCGAACUGAAGUGGGGUCACAAUGUCUCGGAGUUCCAGCUGAGGUUUGACGAGGAGCUGACAGAAGGGGAGGGGCCAAAGAGGCUCCGCAACCUUUACUUCCUGUACCUCAUUGAGCUGCGUGCUCUGGCAAAAAUACUCCCUUAUUUUGAACAUCCCACCUUUCAUUUGUACACUGGCCAACACACGCAAGAUAACGAGAACAAGAAAUUGCUUCUAGAGCUCCUUCAUAUAGCCAAAUCUUUUCCGUUGCAUUUUGACGAGACUGCUCUAUUUGCUGGGAAUAAGAAGGAAGCCACGAAACUAAAAGACGACUUCAAGCUGACCUUUAAGAACAUCUCACGCAUCAUGGACUGUGUUGAAUGCUUUAAAUGCAGACUUUGGGGCAAAUUGCAGACCCAAGGCUUGGGAACCGCACUGAAAAUUCUGUUCUCAGAAAGGCAAAUAGAGGCAAUUCCCAACACAAGCAACACCAAUCCAUCAUUUCAGCUCAGCCGGCAGGAAAUAGUGUCUUUGUUCAAUGCUUUCGGAAGGAUCUCCACGAGUAUCAGAGAGCUGGAGAACUUUCGCUCGCUGUUGUCAAAUCUCAAACAGUGACUGUAAAAAUCCUUCAUUCAGCCUCAGUCAAGAAGACAAGACGAGGUUGUUUUAGGUUAAAUUACGGUUUUCAGAGGUUUUACACUGGUUGUUUAAAGGUUAACAGCACUGCAGUUUUAUCCCUUAAGAAUGGAGCACUUUAUUUAUAUACUGUAUUUUGCAUAUAUAAAACCAAGUUUCCAUUUC